Molecule: messenger RNA, 2117 nt
Organism: Neltuma alba
Lineage: Eukaryota; Viridiplantae; Streptophyta; Magnoliopsida; Fabales; Fabaceae
Product: ABC transporter G family member 21-like
Biological process (GO): transmembrane transport
Cellular component (GO): plasma membrane
Molecular function (GO): ATP binding; ATP hydrolysis activity; ABC-type transporter activity
Source: RefSeq, a predicted model, not a curated record
UCUCGUGCUUCCUUCUCACUUUGUAUGUAUGUCCCUCCAUCUCUCUCUCGUCUGAUUUUCUCUUCUUCUUCUCUCUCUCUAUAUCAGCCAUAUCCUCUCUAGUCUUUGUAUUAUUAUACUUAAUUGUGAGAUUCAAACAUUGAUCAUCGUACAUAUAUUAUAUAAUCGGAGUCUUUGUUAGUUUUCUCUGAGAUGAUGCCCCCUCAUGAGCAAGAAACUAGCACAGUUGCUACUGUCAUGCCCAACAUGCAGAUGCAGACGGUCGUGAACCGGCCGGAGGACAGUUCGGUUCAUGCCGAGCCACAAGGUUCGGUCAGUCACGGCGGAGAAACUGGUCUGGAUGUCUCCGUCCAUGAUCACCACCCAACAAUUCCAAGAGUCUCAGCUCUGCACCAAUCCAUGCGUCCCGUUACCCUCAAAUUUGAAGACUUCUCUUACAGUGUAACGAUCGAAAGCAAGAAGAAUGCUUGUCCCUGUGUUUCUUCUCAGAAGACGAAGCCGACAAGGACGAUACUCAACGGCGUGACGGGGAUUGUCCGGCCGGGAGAGCUUAUGGCAAUGCUGGGUCCGUCCGGCAGCGGGAAGACCACGCUGCUCACUGCCCUCGCCGGCAGGCUCUCCGGGAAAGUCUCCAGCUCUAUAACAUACAAUGGCCAACCAUUCUCUAGCUCCAUGAAGCGAAGAACCGGGUUCGUCACACAAGACGACGUUCUCUAUCCUCACCUCACCGUCCUUGAGACCCUCACUUUUGCUGCUUUGCUGCGACUUCCCAAGAGUCUCACUAGAAAGGAGAAAAUGGAGCAGGCUGAGACCGUCAUGGAGGAGCUCGGCCUAACGAGGUGCCGUAACAGCCCCAUCGGCGGCGGAGCCAGCUUGGCUCGGGGCAUUUCCGGCGGAGAACGAAAGCGGGUCAGUAUUGGGCAGGAGAUGCUGGUGAACCCGAGCCUACUGUUGCUGGACGAGCCGACCUCAGGGCUUGACUCAACGACAGCCCAACGCAUCGUCGUGUUGCUCCGGGGGCUGGCGCGCGGUGGCCGGACGGUGGUGACGACGAUUCAUUACAAUAUAAAAUUUCAUCCUACAAGAAGAUUUUAUAUCAGCAAAAGUAAUGGAGACCUGGCUGCUCUCACAUCAGGAACGCGAAGAAGUUCAGAGAAUCAAUGGAACACGAGCUGGUGGGAGCAGUUCAGGGUGCUUCUGAAGAGAGGUUUAAAAGAGAGGAGGCAUGAAUCUUAUUCAGGCUUAAGGAUUUUCCAAGUGCUGUCUGUGGCUUUUCUCUCUGGACUUCUUUGGUGGCAUUCUGAUCCCUCAAACAUACAAGAUCAGGUGGGCCUGCUCUUCUUCUUCUCAAUCUUCUGGGGAUUCUUCCCUCUGUUUAAUGCAAUAUUAGCAUUCCCUUUGGAGAGACCCAUGCUAUCAAAAGAGAGAUCAUCAGGAAUGUACCAUCUCUCUUCUUACUACAUAGCCAGAAUGGUUGGAGACUUGCCAAUGGAGUUAGUUCUUCCCACUAUCUUCCUAACCAUCACAUAUUGGAUGGGAGGCCUCAAGCCUUCAAUUCUCACAUUUGUGUCAACCCUCUUGAUCAUCCUCUUCAAUGUCCUUGUGUCCCAAGGCAUAGGCCUUGCCCUUGGGGCAAUCCUAAUGGAUGUGAAACAAGCCACAACUCUGGCUUCUGUUACCAUGCUUGUGUUUUUGUUAGCUGGUGGAUAUUACAUUCAGAAAAUGCCUUCAUUCAUAGCUUGGCUUAAGUACUUCUCAUUCAGUCACUAUUGCUAUGAGCUUUUGGUGGGAAUUCAGUAUUCAAAAGACCAAGUUUAUGACUGUGGCCAAGUGCAUUGUAGGGUAGUGGAUUUUCCUGCCAUCAAGUGCUUGGAUAUUGCUAAUUUGUGGGGAGAUGUGGCUGCAUUGGCUGUUAUGUUUGUUGGAUACAGAAUUGUGGCUUAUUUAGCUUUGAGGAUGAGACAGCCUGUCUGACUAAAAUAAUUAGGCUCCAUUUUAGAGGGCAGAGUGCGGGGCUUUAAUAUUUUUUGUCAUUUCAAUUAGAUGCCAAGUUCAGGUGUUCAUUUGAUUCAAUUGUUUUAUGACAUAUAUCUUAAUUAUAUCUUUCUCACUGAUUA